AUGGAUGAGGUUCCUGUGUUGUUGGAAGAGAAUGAAACAAAGUCUGAGGCGCAUUUGACUUCUGCUGCUGCUUUUGUGGAAGGUGGAAUUCAGGAGGCUUGUGAUGAUUCUUGCAGUAUAUGCCUUGAAUCCUUCUCUGACAGUGAUCCUUCUACGGUAACGAGUUGCAAGCACGAGUUUCAUCUUCAAUGUAUUUUGGAAUGGUGUCAGAGGAGCUCCCAGUGUCCUAUGUGUUGGCAAUCUAUCAGUCUCAAGGAUCCCACGAGCCAGGAAUUGCUCGAGGGAGUUGAGAGGGAGAGGAACUUUAGGUUAAAUCCGUCAAGAAAUGCCACAAUAUUUCAUCAUCCAACACUGGGGGAUUUUGAGUUACAACAUUUGCCAGUUGGAGCAAAUGAUGCUGAUCUUGAAGAGCGUAUAAUCCAACACUUAGCUGCUGCAGCAGCAAUGGGGCGAGCACGCCAUAUUGCUAGAAGGGAAGGCCAGAGAAAUAGGUCAUCAGCUCAAAGUCGUCCACAGUAUUUGGUAUUUUCAGCUCAUCCCAAUUCACCUCCUAUGGCUCCUGCUUCUUCCUCUCCAUCUCAGAGAGGUGAUGGUGAACCAACUCAUGCGACCGGAGAAGACACACCACAGCUCACUUUGAUGCCUCCAGUUCAAACUGACCAGGUUUCUGCUUCAGGAUCUGGGUCUACUGCUCCUGCUACCGACAAUCAGGGAUUAUCAUAUAACAACAGGAGAUCUCCUAGUCAGUCUUCUCCAAGUAGCCAAGACAGAGCAGGACCAUCAGAACUCCAGUCAUUUUCAGAAUCUCUGAAAUCUAAACUUAAUGCUGUGUCAACAAGAUACAAAGAGUCCAUUUCGAAGAGCACACGAGGGUGGAAGGAAAGGUGGUUCUCUCGAAACAGCCCUAUGUCUGACCUUGGAACUGAAGUUAAGCGAGAAGUCAAUGCAGGGAUUGCAUCUGUGUCACGCAUGAUGGAGCGGUUGGAGACUAGAGAGAAUGAUAGAAGCGAUGGCAAUUCUGCUCCAAGUAAUUUAGAGGACGGUCCAAUUCAGGGAUCAAAUGAUCAGCAUUUAACUGACAGUGAAAGGGACAGUCUUUUAAGAGACAAUGACAUAAAAACAUCUUGCACUGCAGGUUCCAGCUCAAAUUAA
Messenger RNA from Lathyrus sativus (Indian pea), 1152 nucleotides. Lineage: Eukaryota; Viridiplantae; Streptophyta; Magnoliopsida; Fabales; Fabaceae. The record is from the annotation of a GenBank genome assembly.